AUGGCAGCACACGACCCCCGCUUGCUCUACAGUGUCAACAAUAUUCGUGCUUUCCACCUACAAGAUGGCGAAGAGCAGGAUCUCACGCCGUCGGGCCCUCAGACCCUCUCCUUGCUAAUGGUCCCAACGAGUACCACAGGUGGGGAUUCUGGCACCGAGUCGCCAGAAGAGGACUUCUACCUUCAUCUUUAUCUCCCACCUGAGCUGGACCUUGCUCUACCGGCGACCACCCAGAUCUUCCAUCAGCCCCCAGACAGUUAUCUUAUCCCCCGAUGGGAUAUGGGACCGGACGCUGGCGCCUUUAUUCGGAUCCAAUUCCCGGGCAUUGGCUCUGGAUCUGGCAACGUAACGCAGGAUGAUAUCGAUACAUUCGAAACUAUUCUUGCGCAGUGCACUGCCUUCCUUGAACGAGCCCCUCCUCCCAAGUCGCAAGACUUUGCGGCUUAUAACCCCGCAGACUACGGUCCUGGCCAGGGAUACGUUGGGUCGGACUCGAAGAAUGCAGAUUCGCACGGAAGAAUCGUAUUGGUUGAUGAAGAGGACGGCAGCGUCGUCGGAGAGCUGGGAGAUGGUUAUAACGUGGUGGAGGAUUCGGAUGUCAAGCCUGGUUCGAAGAGACCCGUAGGAAUUGAGCUUCCCGCCGAGGGUGAAGGUAACCAAGUCAGUGUCAGCAAUGUCUCUGAAGAAUACCUGGCCAUGGCCCGUCACCCCGCAUACAAGAACUCGACCAUUGUCCAAACAUCUGCAACAGCAUCGCGCUUGAUUGUCACUGGAUCAUCCUAUUUGGCAGGCGCCAUCGCCAACGGCGCACAGAGCUUCCAACAGAGGACCAAGCCCAACCCCAAGCCUCUAACCUUCUCCGACUCUACUCACGCUCGCAUGCGCAAGGUCGGCACCUUCUCCCAUGGUGCUGCAGACUUGUCGGCUCGCACCGUGGGACAGGUUGGCAAGGUCGCCCAAAACCUCGGCGCGUCUUUGGCGCGUAAACAGGAUUCCGGUCGGCGCAAAGGCUUCGACAAGAGCAACCCCCCGCCGGAUUACAAGCCAGGUGUGAUGAACAAGUCUAUGAUUGCGUUCUCGACCAUUGCCGAUGGUAUCGAGCAGAGCGCCCGCAACAUGCUUUUCUCCGGCGCAUCUGCCGCGAGCUCCAUGAUUGAUCACCGCUACGGAACCGAGGCCGGCAACGUCGCGACUAAUCUCACGGGUGGGAUCAAAAAUGUCGGGUUGGUGUAUAUUGACGCUACGGGGGUCAGUCGGCGCGCGCUUCUGAAAUCGGUGGCCAAGGGUAUGGUGGUGGGUAAAAUGCGCGACGGUCAGCAAGUCGUCGUUGGCGGAGGUGACGGCGGGCAAGUUCCAGUCGACGGUCCGUCUCGCCUGAGUGACCCCGUUCGCCCUGGCCCCACACCGCCUCCCGCCUACGGCGCAUCGGGGACCAUGUCCCUAGAUGGAGCGAGCCCCCAUGUUAGGGGCUAA
This is a messenger RNA of Penicillium nucicola, 1473 nucleotides long. RefSeq names its product senescence-associated domain-containing protein. Gene Ontology annotation, biological process: cell division. The transcript is spliced from 2 exons. Gene Ontology annotation, cellular component: plasma membrane. Lineage: Eukaryota; Fungi; Ascomycota; Eurotiomycetes; Eurotiales; Aspergillaceae. The coding region runs from base 1 to 1473 and encodes 490 amino acids. The record is from RefSeq and is a predicted model, not a curated record.